Molecule: messenger RNA, 1143 nt
Organism: Drepanopeziza brunnea f. sp. 'multigermtubi' MB_m1
Lineage: Eukaryota; Fungi; Ascomycota; Leotiomycetes; Helotiales; Drepanopezizaceae
Cellular component (GO): cytoplasm
Molecular function (GO): electron-transferring-flavoprotein dehydrogenase activity; flavin adenine dinucleotide binding
Source: RefSeq, a predicted model, not a curated record
AUGUCAACACACGAGAUCCUCAUCCUCGGCGGCCACCACGCUGGCCUCAAUUCCGCUCAUUACCUCCUCCGCCAUGUCGUCCCUAAACUCUCAAAGCUCAACUCAACAACUUACCGCGUCACAAUUGUGACUCCAAACAAUGAGUUCUUCUGGAACAUCGCCGCUCCCCGGCUUAUCGUCUCCGAAACUCUCAUCCCCGAAGAGAAAGUAUUCUUGCCUAUCUCUCCGGCAUUCGCCUCAUACGGUACUCAGUUCUCGCUCGUGCAUGGAAAAGCAACUGACGUUGAUGCCGCCUCGAAGACGGUCUCCAUCAGCAACGGCGAGCAGAUCAAGUACGACACUCUGGUCAUUGCGACGGGAUCCCACUAUGCCAGUCCAGUCUGGGCGUUGAAUAACUCCGACGAAGCUCUCAAGUCCGAGAUUCGCGCCCUUGUAAACGCUCUUGCGUCCGCAAAAUCCGUCCUCAUUGCAGGAGGCGGUGCAGUCGGUGUCGAGACCGCGGGUGAGAUUGGUGCGCAGUUCACCGGCAUCGAUAUCACUAUCUUCUCCGGCAGCUCGCGUCUUCUCCCAAAGCUUCUCCCAGCAAACAGCGCAUCCGCUGCCAAGCAACUCGCAAAUUACGGCGUCAAGACGGUCAAUAAUGAUGUCAAAGUCUCGUCCACUGAGAAGAAUCCAGACGGCACGACCACAGUUACGCUCUCUGACGGUGCAACUAAGACUGUGGACGUGUUUAUCGAUGCCACAGGCGCAAAGCCCAACUCCUCGUUCCUCCCACCAGCAUGGCUUACCGCUUCAAAGCACGUUAAUGCAGACAAGACGUGCCGAACGCCCUUCCCGGGUGUUUACGCCAUCGGGGACGUCGCCUCGUUCAGCAACGGCAGCGUGAUAGACGUUCAGAACUCGGUUCAGCCCUUGGGCACGAGUAUUGGUAUUGAUCUCGCGGGCAAGGAGGGAGUCUUCAAGCAGAAGGAAUUCAAGGGGCUGGGAGCCACGCAAUUCGUGCCUUGCGGUCCUAGUGGAGGUGUUGGGCAGGUAUUUGGAUGGAGAGUACCGAGCCUGGCGGUUUGGGCUGGAAAAUGUAGGACGUACCUCGUAUGGAUGGCACAGGGUGGUGUUGAUGGGGAUGCUGCGAAAAAGGCUUGA